Molecule: messenger RNA, 2138 nt
Organism: Brassica rapa (field mustard)
Lineage: Eukaryota; Viridiplantae; Streptophyta; Magnoliopsida; Brassicales; Brassicaceae
Source: RefSeq, a predicted model, not a curated record
AUUUGUGGAGACCUCUGGGAAUUCGAACAAGGAAAAGCCAAGGAACAACCAAACUUGACUCUGAAAAUUGCAUGGGCCCGUAUUCACGUCGGUGUCGAAUGAUACCAAGGAUGGUGUCCAUCGACACUCCUUCUAAAUCUUGAUUUUUUCUUUUAUUUUCUUGAACAACUACGAGUUUCCUCAUCAUUAUGCUUCGAGUGAUUUCAUGAUUUCCACAAUGUUCCAAGACAUACCUGAACCUGAAAAACUCUAAAAUAAACUCGAAAUAUAAUAUAAAAACUGGACUUAUACUAUUGCUAAAAACCAGUGAAAUUCAUUAUAUUAAUGUUAUCAACCUUUGUGUUCAUCUGAGCAGUGGUCUUUUGAUGGUUGAUCAACAAUUGCUACAUCAUCAUCAUCAAGUUUAGACUUUUGAGCAACUGGCAAGUUUAGACUCUUGAGCAACUGGAACUGAGCUUCAACAGCUUGAAAUAGAGAUGGGUUCUUUGGAUGGACGGUGUUGAAUUGUUGUUUCUGCUGGUAUCCUCCCUUAUUCUAUUUAGAGCUCUGAAUCCGAAAUGAGUUAACUCUGCACAAACAGUUUAUUAUGAUACUUUUGUUGGAAUUCAUGUCCCUUGUCUGAGCUAGGUAUGAUUAUCAUUGACCUUAUGGCUAUUUUUAUAGUUGUAGAUAGAAAAUAAAUUAAAAGACCUUUUCUACAUCUCAAUCAAUGGCCUAUACUUUUGUAAGAUAUAAACAUAAAUUUUUUUUUUUUAAAUGUAUUGUUAAGUUUCUCAAUAAACAAUACCUGUGGUAGAGAUGAUACUAGUAAUAGAUAAAUCAGUACCUUAUAUUUGAUGACUAUCCAUAACCGAUAGCCUGAGGAUGUAUCGUUCUAUUAAGCCGGUGUCCAAAUCCAUCCGAAUUUGAACUAGACAACAUUUAUAAGAGGCGAAAAAUAAAUACUCGACAACGGAGCAAGUAUCGGGUUCGGGCAAACGGGUCAAAAUAAUUUUUAAUGGGACUUUAUCAAGUUCAAAAUUGAAGCGGGUGGAUCCGAUAGUUUGAAUUGAAAUCUCGCCGGCUCGCGUAAAGCUCUACAGAUUCCGUUUGUUCCUCAAGCGAGCGGUUUGGAUUGUGAUCGGAAAGUGAAGAAGAGAUGGAGGAGUAUCUACAGUGUAUGAAGACUCUCCGAUCGCAAAUGACUGAUGUGGAGGAUCACGCGGCGAAAGUCUCCGUCGAGGAGCAGAUGCAGAUUACCACAAUCGAUACCUUGCAGAAAGAUCUCGAUCAUGCAUUGUGUGAGACAAAGAGACUCAAAGAAGAGACGGAUCAGAAGACGAGGACUAAAGGCGAACUAUGCUCACAGAUUCUUGGAAAGCAGAGAAAGAUUUCGUCAAUGGAAUCUGAUUCAGCAAAUCUUGCACAGAGUCUGGAGCUUAUCCUACAAGAACGAGACAGUAUAUCUGCAAAGCUUGUAUCCAAACGUUCUAACUAUAUAAAGACUGCAGAGGAAGCUAAAACCAAACUAGAGGAGCAGAAGGGCUGGUUUGUUUCCCAUAUGAGCAAUGAAACUGGCCAACAAAGACAGAAAGAAAAAUCAAGGAAAAACCUGAUGGGAUUGUCAGAUUCUGCUAGAGCAAAGCUUGAUCAAGCAAAACAGAUGAGAUCCGAACUUAUCCAGGAAAAUUCCAAGAUCAAGCUAUCAAUUGAGAAUGUGAAGAACAAGAUUAAUGAUUUCAAGCCAGAGUUAAUGCCAUUGGAUAUUAAGAUUCUAGAAGAGGAAUACACCGCACUCUUGUCAGAUGAAUCUGGAGAGGCAGAGUAUUUACAUUCGCUGCAGAGACAGGCUGAGAAACUGAAGGGGAUAUCUUACAUUGCUAAAUGCGGUUGUGGAGAGGAAUACAGUGUUGGUCUAUAUUAGGCUAAAGUCAUGCAUGCAUCAUCACCUUUCAAGUAUAUGAAUAUGUGAAUGCAUCGAGAACCAAAACGAAGCUUUCUUUAUGUGCUACUUCUUUGAAUCUGUGCUUUACCUAACGGGGUUCUUGUUUAGUUUGUUGAGAUACAACUUCAAUACUCUCUUCUUCUUUUUUUGCCAAAAUUUGGAACUUCAGUACUGUCUUGUUGAAGUAUAUAAUGUCUCACAGUUUGCACGAGAA